AUGGCCGCUCAGCAAUCCCAAAGCAUUCAAACGCUGCUCGAGGCGGAGAAGGACGCCGCCAAGGUCGUCCAGCAGUCGCGCCAAUAUCGCGUCCAGAAGCUGAAGGACGCCCGCGCGCAGGCAUCCAAGGAGAUCGAAGAAUAUAAGAAGACGAAGGAAGAGGAGUUCCGAGCAUUCGAGGCGUCGCAUGCCGGCAACACGCAAACCGCGCAGGUACAGGUAGACAAGGACACGCAGAUAAAGUUGCAGGAGAUCGCCGAUGCGUACAACAAGAACAAGGAUGAGGUCGUCGGGAAGCUCCUCGACCGUGUAGUGCUAGUGAAGCCCGAGCUGCACCGUAACCUCAGGAAGGUGGAGCACUGA
This is a messenger RNA of Laetiporus sulphureus 93-53, 363 nucleotides long. RefSeq names its product V-type ATPase. The record is from RefSeq and is a predicted model, not a curated record. Gene Ontology annotation, biological process: proton transmembrane transport. Gene Ontology annotation, molecular function: proton-transporting ATPase activity, rotational mechanism. The transcript is spliced from 4 exons. The coding region runs from base 1 to 363 and encodes 120 amino acids. NCBI's taxonomy places the organism in Eukaryota, Fungi, Basidiomycota, Agaricomycetes, Polyporales, Laetiporaceae. Gene Ontology annotation, cellular component: vacuolar proton-transporting V-type ATPase complex.